This is a messenger RNA of Grammomys surdaster, 2294 nucleotides long. It is a transcript of the gene Ccnl1, whose product is annotated as cyclin L1. Lineage: Eukaryota; Metazoa; Chordata; Mammalia; Rodentia; Muridae. Gene Ontology annotation, molecular function: cyclin-dependent protein serine/threonine kinase regulator activity. Gene Ontology annotation, biological process: regulation of transcription by RNA polymerase II. Gene Ontology annotation, cellular component: nucleus. The record is from RefSeq and is a predicted model, not a curated record. The coding region runs from base 674 to 1849 and encodes 391 amino acids. The transcript has 12 exons.
GCACGCUGCGUGCAGCGGCCUGGAAGCCGGCGGUCACGGGAAUAUCCGUCGCGCCGAGGACGCUGGUUAGUCUCGCUUUGGGUUCCGGCUGCGUCGGGCGUGCGUGUAGCUCGCUGGAACUAUGGCGUCCGGGCCUCACCCGACCUCGACCGCUGCCGCCGCCUCCGCCUCAUCCGCUGCCCCGAGCGCCGGCGGCUCCAGCUCCGGCACGACGACCACUACGACUACGACCGGAGGGAUCCUGAUUGGCGACCGCCUGUACUCGGAGGUGUCGCUUACCAUCGACCACUCGCUGAUUCCGGAGGAGCGGCUCUCGCCUACCCCGUCCAUGCAGGACGGCCUCGACCUGCCCAGCGAGACGGACCUGCGCAUCUUGGGCUGCGAGCUCAUCCAGGCCGCCGGCAUUCUCCUCCGGCUGCCGCAGGUGGCGAUGGCUACGGGGCAGGUGUUGUUUCAUCGUUUUUUCUACUCCAAGUCUUUCGUCAAACACAGUUUCGAGAUUGUUGCCAUGGCCUGUAUUAAUCUUGCAUCAAAAAUCGAAGAAGCGCCAAGAAGAAUAAGAGAUGUGAUUAAUGUAUUUCACCACCUCCGCCAGUUAAGAGGAAAAAGCGACCAGCUACAUUUACCAAAGCCUGGGUGAUGUGGAGUGGUACAUAGAGAUGAAGCUGUCGUCAUGGCAACAGUGAGUGAAGUAUCGAAAUCCCCAAGGAGAAGCCAGUGUUCUGUGAAUAGGUCACUGGAAUCGGGGACUAACAGGACUCCAAGCCCCCUGAUCCUUGAUCAGAACUACAUUAACACCAAAAAUCAAGUUAUCAAGGCAGAGAGGAGGGUGCUAAAGGAGUUGGGAUUUUGUGUUCAUGUCAAGCAUCCACAUAAGAUCAUUGUAAUGUACUUACAAGUCUUAGAAUGUGAACGUAACCAAACCCUGGUUCAAACUGCCUGGAAUUAUAUGAAUGACAGUCUUCGAACCAAUGUUUUCGUUCGCUUUCAACCAGAGACUAUAGCGUGUGCUUGUAUCUACCUUGCAGCUAGAGCACUUCAAAUUCCAUUGCCAACUCGGCCCCAUUGGUUUAUUCUGUUUGGUACCACAGAAGAGGAUAUUCAGGAAAUCUGCAUAGAGACACUUAGACUUUAUACUAGGAAAAAGCCUAACUAUGAAUUGCUGGAAAAAGAAGUAGAAAAAAGAAAAGUAGCCUUACAGGAAGCCAAGUUAAAAGCAAAGGGAUUGAAUCUUGAUGGAACUCCAGCCCUUUCAACUCUUGGUGGAUUUUCUCCAGCCUCUAAACCAUCAUCACCAAGAGAAGUAAAAGCUGAAGAGAAAUCACCAGUCUCCAUUAAUGUGAAGACAGUCAAAAAAGAACCUGAGGAUAGACAGCAGGCUUCAAAAAGCCCUUAUAAUGGGGUAAGAAAAGACAGCAAGAGAAGCAGAAACAGCAGAAGUGCUAGUAGAUCAAGAUCAAGAACCAGGUCACGCUCUAGAUCACACACCCCAAGAAGACAUUAUAAUAAUAGGCGAAGUCGAUCUGGAACAUACAGCUCAAGAUCAAGAAGCAGGUCCCGCAGUCACAGUGAAAGCCCUCGAAGACAUCAUAAUCAUGGUUCUCCUCACCUUAAGGCCAAACAUGCCAGAGAAGACUUAAAAAGCUCAAAUAGACACGGUCAUAAAAGGAAAAAAUCUCGGUCUCGAUCUCAGAGCAAGACUCGGGAUCACUCAGAUGUUACCAAGAAACACAGGCAUGAAAGGGGACAUCACAGAGACAGGCGUGAAAGAUCUCGCUCCUUUGAGAGGUCUCAUAAAGGCAAGCACCAUGGUGGCAGUCGCUCAGGACAUGGCAGGCAUAGGCGCUGACUUUCAUCCUCUGACACUGCAUCGGUUCCUGGUGGUGUCCACAUGUAGUGUGACGAUGUAUGGACUCAAUCAAAACAAAAAACAAACUGAUUAGGAAUUGAUUUAUUAAAAUUGUCUAGGUUUCUAGAAACACUGAGGACAUUUUCUUUGGAAAAGAACUAUGUUAAGGUUUUUUGCACAUUAAAAUGCCCUAGCAGUAUCUAAUUGAAAACCAUGGUCAGGUUCAAUUGUACUUUAUUAUAGUUGUGUAUUGUUUAUUGCUAUAAGAACUGGAGCGUAAAUUCUGUAAAAAUGUAUCUUAUUUUUAUACAGAUAAAACUUGCAGACACUGUUCUAUUUAAGUGGUUAUUUGUUUAAAUGAUGGUGAAUACUUUCUUAACACUGGUUUGUCUGCAUGUGUAAAGAUUUUUACAAGGAAAUAAAAUGCAAAUCUUGUUUUUCUAAA